AUGGCCUUCUCUUGCGCCACAAGAAACCUAUUUUCAAUUCUUCCUCUUCUCGUUGUCCUAUCAAUCACAUUCACCCCUUUGGCUAAAUCUUUUGCUCCGAGUGACAAAGUCACAAAGCAAUUAGUUGACCAAAUCUGUUCAGAUUCAGCAGUCUAUCACAAGAACUUUUGCGUCGAUUGGUUAACCUUUGAUCCAGAAACCUUCAAAACCGACUUGAGUGGUCUUGUCGAGUUGGUCAUCGUGAGGACUCAUUUGUUUGCCUACAAGAACCUAGGGAUGAUGAAAGACCUAGCGAGAACCACGGCUGAUCCAACGCUCAAGGCUCCGUAUGGAAAUUGUGUGACGGGUUAUGAGACAGCCAUUCAAGCGAUCGUAGAAGCUGAAGGGUUCGCCACCUCUAAGUCGUACCUGUUAGCAUCUUAUAGAGCUCUGAAAGCCGUUUUUAGUAUAUCUACGUGCGCAGGUCAGCUUGAUGGACGGACAAAUGUGCCGGCUUAUGUGCCGCAACGCAAUUUGUUGUUUGUAAGAAUGUGUACCGUUGCUAAUGUUUUCUCCAGCGCUUUGGCGAAUUAG
Microthlaspi erraticum is the source of this 573-nucleotide messenger RNA. Lineage: Eukaryota; Viridiplantae; Streptophyta; Magnoliopsida; Brassicales; Brassicaceae. The record is from the annotation of a GenBank genome assembly.